Molecule: messenger RNA, 696 nt
Organism: Acaulospora morrowiae
Lineage: Eukaryota; Fungi; Glomeromycota; Glomeromycetes; Diversisporales; Acaulosporaceae
Source: the annotation of a GenBank genome assembly
AGUGUACAAUUAAUUCAAUUAAGCAUCAAAUCUUUCGGAAACGAAAGCAAGAAUGAUAAUGGAUUCUUUCAAAUUAUUGGAAUUCAAUCGGAAGAUUUUCAACCUAUUAGUCCCAUAAAUUGCCAGCCAUUCGUAUGGGACACGGAAACUGAUGAAGCCCACCAAAUGCCCGAAGUUGAAAAAUGGGGCGGUACCGAUAUUUCCAUUGGAGCAAGUGAUAACGACUGUGUUUGGAUUGAAACUAAGAAAAAGAAGGAGGAUUUUAAAGAGGGUCAAGCUAUCGGAGAAUUAUUCAUAGUUGAUAAGAAAUCUGCUACAAAUUCUAUGUCUGUCUUAACUGAUUGCAAUGACAAUUGGACCAUUUACUUUUUUAUGCAGACAAAGAACCACCAAUAUUUAGCAUCAUCUAAAAUUAAUGAUCGCGGUAUUACUUUGGCAAUAAUUAGAGAGUUUGCACUUGAUGAAGGGAAAUUUAUUCAUAGUGAAAUGGGAAAACUUGUUACAUAUCAAGUAAAUUUACCCGAACCACUUAAAAAGAAAUCAAGAUUUCUUGAACCUAUACCCGAAGAGGUUGAUGACAGGAUGGCAGACCUAAUCGAUGCUAUGACCGAAAAAGAAUUAUUUAACAUGUCAAUGCGCAGAAGAUUAAAUAUAGGAAAAAGUAUUGUUAGGAUAGAAGAACAACCAGUUGAUUAG